Xiphophorus maculatus (southern platyfish) is the source of this 2230-nucleotide messenger RNA. RefSeq names its product serine hydroxymethyltransferase, mitochondrial. The record is from RefSeq and is a predicted model, not a curated record. The coding region runs from base 26 to 1621 and encodes 531 amino acids. Lineage: Eukaryota; Metazoa; Chordata; Actinopteri; Cyprinodontiformes; Poeciliidae. The transcript is spliced from 12 exons. Gene Ontology annotation, biological process: regulation of oxidative phosphorylation; purine nucleobase biosynthetic process; tetrahydrofolate interconversion. Gene Ontology annotation, molecular function: mRNA 5'-UTR binding; pyridoxal phosphate binding; mRNA regulatory element binding translation repressor activity. Gene Ontology annotation, cellular component: cytoplasm; mitochondrial inner membrane; mitochondrial matrix.
UCAUGUUAUCAGUGACAGACUACGCAUGUACCUGGCGUCGGUCCAGAAUGAUUGCGCGUUCACCCUUUGCACCUUCAAAGUUUCCAGUUUUCCCCGGAGCUCUGCUGUCACAAACAUGCUCUCCCUGUCAUUGCGGCAGACACUGAGGCCCCUCUUCCUCAGAGUCUCGGGCUGUUUGGGGAGAGAGGGGCAGGUCGCCUCAGAGCCAUGCAGGCUGAAGCACAGCGGCGGCGGAUGGACGGGGCAGGAAGGUUUGGCCCAGGAUGACCCAGAGAUGUGGAGUCUCCUGCAGCAGGAGAAGGACAGGCAGUGUCGGGGACUGGAGCUCAUCGCGUCAGAGAAUUUCUGCAGCCGUGCAGCCCUGGAGGCACAGGGUUCCUGUCUGAACAAUAAAUACUCUGAGGGAUACCCUGGGCAACGGUACUACGGCGGUGCAGAGAUUGUUGACCAGAUUGAGCUGCUUUGCCAGCGACGAGCGCUCGCCGCCUUCGGUCUGGACCCAAACCUGUGGGGCGUCAACGUCCAGCCCUACUCGGGGUCCCCAGCUAACUUUGCAGCCUACACCUCUGUGCUGAAGCCUCAUGACCGAAUCAUGGGCCUGGACCUACCGGACGGUGGACACUUGACCCAUGGCUACAUGACUGACAACAAGAGAAUCUCUGCCACCUCUAUCUACUUCGAGUCCAUGCCUUACAAGCUGAAUCCUCAAACGGGUCUGAUUGAUUAUGACCAGCUGGAGAAGACAGCCCGCCUCUUCAGACCCAAACUCAUCAUCGCAGGAACCAGCGCCUACUCUCGCCUUAUCGACUACGCUCGCAUGAAGAAGCUGUGUGAGGAGCUGAACGCCUACCUGCUGGCUGACAUGGCUCAUAUCAGCGGUCUGGUGGCAGCUGGCGCCGUUCCUACUCCCUUUAAAUACGCUGACCUGGUCACAACCACUACCCAUAAGUCCCUGAGAGGAGCGAGGGCUGGUCUGAUCUUCUUCCGGAAAGGUUUGCGGUCGGUGGACGCCAAAGGUCGAGAGGUGCCCUAUGACCUCCAGGACAGGGUGAACUUUGCGGUGUUCCCAUCACUUCAAGGAGGACCGCACAACCACGCCAUAGCCGGAGUGGCUGUGGCCCUCAGACAGGCUUCCACUCCCAUGUUCAAACAGUACAUCGCUCAGGUCCUUCUGAAUGCCAAAGCCAUGGCCGGCGCUCUACUGAAGAAAGGCUACACCCUGGUGUCAGGCGGAACCGACAACCACCUGGUAUUGGUUGACCUUCGACCUCGCGGGAUAGAUGGAGCCCGAGCAGAGAGGGUCCUAGAGCUGGUGUCCAUCACAGCCAACAAAAACACCUGUCCGGGUGACAAGAGCGCCCUCACUCCAGGAGGACUCAGACUCGGAGCUCCAGCUCUGACUUCUCGACAGUUUAAGGAGGGAGACUUUGAGAAGGUUGUGGAUUUCAUAGAUGAAGGGAUUCGGAUCGCUCUGAGUGUGAAGCAGAAAACUGGAAACUUAGCCAGCUUCAAGUCCUUCCUGCUAAAGGACCCUGACACAGUAAAGCUCAUUGCAGAGCUCCGCCAUCGGGUGGAGCUAUUUGCCAGACCCUUCCCCAUGCCAGGAUUCACAGAUCACUAAAAGAGGACACGCAAAGCGGGCUUCUCUCCAGCGACGUCACCUUCUGUCGACUUCCUGUGGAGCUGUAACAUACGAAUGUCACCAUUUUAUUUUGAUCAACGCCGCAUUGUUGAUGAGUUUUCUGCUCAUGAUGGAAAAAUGUAAACACAAUCUUUUUAAUGAAAGAGUUUCAUCUGAGGCCUUGGUAAUUAAUGGCUGGUGUACAAAACGAUGCAUUGAAUAUUGAUGUACAGCUGUGAAGAAAAGCAUUUCAGUAUAAUUGUUGAUCAAAGUCAGACAUGAAUAAAGCAAGAAAUCAAGUUUGCACAACGUUGCGUUUUGAACUGUUUUCUUAAGACAUUCUGAUGACCAAAUUAAAUAAUAAGAAAUGAAAGCUUUCGUGUUACAUUUGGUUGGACCUAAAAUCAGAUGUAUUGGAUUCAGUAGAAACAGCUCCAAGGAGCUACUGUCUUUCCAGACAGUAGGUUGUGUCAACAAUUUGUGUUAUUUGUUUUUGUCUGGCUUGAUUUUGUGAGUAACAUAGUAAUUCCAGUCUUAAUUGUUACUAAGCGACGUCUGAAGGAAAUUAUGUGUGAUUGCAAAAAGAAAAUAAACAAGGGUAAAUGUGGA